GGCUGCUUUUAAACACAACCGUCCGUCGCCAUUUUAAGAGCCCGACGUGCAAACACCGGCAGUAGACCGUUGUUGCGCAGCAGUUUAUACCGUUUUUUGCAUUUUAAUUAUAGUUUUCUCUGAUAUAAGGAUCAAUGUCUCGAUUCAACAAUAACCGCGGCGGCCUCGGGAUGAAUAACUUCCAGCAACGCAGAGGGGGCAUGGGGCCCGGCGGGCCGAUGCGGGGUGGGCUGAUGGGGAAUCCACAUUUCAGGACCCAUCCGUUUCAGAAUCAGAACCAAAACCGGAGGGGAUCAAACAAUAACUUCAACAGACCGCUUAACCAAGGACCACAAACUCCUCAGAAGCCACAGCCGAACCAGUCGCUGCCGAUUAUCCCUCCACCGAGUCCCGGUCCGGCUCUCACAAUGAAAGGCCCGAUGCAGCAGCAGGAGAAACCGGCCACGGCACCGGCACAGCCCAAACCGACAACCCCCGCGCCUCAGCCAAAGAUUGAGUCACCCUCUCCUAAACCCAUCAUGGCCUCCCCUCCCCCGAACCAGCCGAACAAGGACCAGAACCAGCAGCUGAAGUCCCCGGUAGGGAAUGCUAACGGGCAGAAGCCGCCUCCACAACCAAGCCCCAAGUCAGUCCCCCAACAAGGCCCAAAGGCAGGUCCUCACCAAGGCCAGAGGACGGGGCCACACCAAGGCCCGAGGGCAGGCCCGUACCAAGGCCAGAGGAUGGGGCCACCGCCGAUGAAGCCCAGACAUGAGCCAGACAGAAUCACCACAAAGAAUGACGCAUCCGGGUCAGAUGGGAGCCAGGAAAAGGCAUUCAGGGCAACGCUUUCCAUGCUGCUGAAACCCGGCGAGAAGACUUACACUCAGCGGUGUCGUCUAUUCAUCGGAAACCUGCCCAACGACAUCACAGAGGAAGAUUUCAAAAAGCUCUUCGCUAAAUAUGGAGAGCCCAGCGAGGUUUUCAUCAGCAAAACCAAAGGCUUUGGUUUCAUCCGAUUGGAGUCCCGUGCACUUGCAGAGAUAGCAAAGGCCGAGUUGGACGACACGCCGAUGAAAGGCAGGCCCCUGCGUGUCCGUUUUGCCACGCACUCCGCAGCUCUGUCUGUCAAGAAUCUGUCACCGUUUGUGUCUAACGAGCUCCUGGAAGAAGCUUUCUCCCAGUUCGGAAUGGUGGAGCGGUCCAUCGUCAUCGUGGACGACCGCGGGCGCUCCACAGGGAAGGGCAUCGUUGAGUUUGCCUCCAAACCUGCCGCUAGAAAGGCCCUGGAUCGGUGCAAUGAGGGCGUCUUCCUGCUCACCACGUCACCACGGCCUGUCGUUGUCGAGCCUCUGGAGCAGUUUGAUGAUGAAGAUGGUCUUCCAGAAAAGCUUGCACAGAAGAACCCCAGAUAUCAAGCAGAGCGUGAGGAACCUCCUCGUUUUGCACGUCCCGGCACCUUCGAAUUUGAGUACUCCAAGCGCUGGAAGUCCCUGGAUGACAUGGAGAAGCAGCAAAGGCAGCAGGUGGAGAAGAACAUGCGCGAGGCCCGCGAGAAGCUGGAGAGCGAGAUGGAGGACGCGUUCCAUGAGCACCAGGCUAACCUGCUCAGACAAGAUCUGCUGAGGAGACAGGAGGAACUGCGACGCAUGGAGGAGGUGCACAGUCAGGAGAUGCAGAAGAGGAAGGAGAUGCAGAUCAGACAAGAGGAAGAGCGCCGCCGGCGGGAAGAAGAGAUGAUUCGCAAGAGGGAGAUGGAGGAGCAGAUGCGCCGCCAGCGUGAGGAGAACUACAGGAUGGGCAACUACAUGGACAGGGACAGAGAAAUGAGAAUGAAUCCUGGUGGAGCUUUGGGCAUGGGCGAUAUGCCCUUCGGUGGAGCCAACCAGAAGUUCCCCAUGGGCUUUGAGGGGCAGAAGGGAAUGGGACCAGCCGCAGGAGGCCUGAUGGGCAACGAAAUGCGCAACGAGCGCUUCGCCCAGGGCGGUCCUAGGGGAAUGGGUCCUGGUAACCCCGGGUUCGGCAGGGUACGCGAGGAGUUUGAUGGUCCUGCUAAGAAACCCCGCUUUUAAAACGCUGCCCUUUUGAUGCUCCCAGCAGCACCAUUUUUGUAUAAAUUCUCCACAACAAACAUAUUGAGUCGCAUUUCUUGUAUUUAAGUUUAAAUUGUUGCUACAUUUUAGCUUGACAAUUUACUCAUUUUAUGACAAAGUCAAUAUUUUCCCCUUUUUUUAUUUUGUAUUGUCAGUAGUUUGGAAAGAUGGGACACCCUCGUGUGAUCUUUAGUUCUUUCUGAUCCAUGUAUAAUUUUCUUUUCUAGAUGUAUUAUGCUCUGUGAGUCGCCGUGAACUGAUAACUGUAACAAUUCUCUCUACCCUUAUGGCUGUGUUUUGUGCCAUACAUUUGGAGUAAGCAUGUAUUAUAAUAAAGAGACAUUGGUUCUAUCAGGACAAACGUUAGCAUUCAUUCCAAAGUUGAGACGUACAGUCAAAGCAACCAAAUGCCAACAUUUGGCUGUUUGUAAGUAAUGUGGAUACAUCUGCCACAUUGGGUCUUAAAGGAUCUAUGUGUUAUCUCUGCCACAGUCCUGGCUUCGUUUGCGCGCUGCAAAUGCCCCAUCCCCACCCUUUUUUCCCUCCAAUCAAAUUCAAAUGACCAACUGACAGUCAGUCACUAUAAUGUCUGUUCAUUAUACUUCUGACAAAGAAGUGACAUUGCUUGUGCGUGACGACACUGGUAAGACAUUUAGCAUCUGCUAAGAAGUCAGCACUCUUGAAAUGUUGAACCAUCCAGGAGACUCCAUUCUUAAUUUCCACUUACACUGCUCAGUGGAAAUGGA
Messenger RNA from Anoplopoma fimbria (sablefish), 2818 nucleotides. It is a transcript of the gene sfpq, whose product is annotated as splicing factor proline/glutamine-rich. Gene Ontology annotation, molecular function: RNA binding. NCBI's taxonomy places the organism in Eukaryota, Metazoa, Chordata, Actinopteri, Perciformes, Anoplopomatidae. Gene Ontology annotation, biological process: regulation of DNA-templated transcription. The record is from RefSeq and is a predicted model, not a curated record. Bases 135 to 2051 code for a protein of 638 amino acids. The transcript is spliced from 10 exons. Gene Ontology annotation, cellular component: nucleus.